Messenger RNA from Ostreococcus tauri, 1626 nucleotides. RefSeq lists its product as hypothetical. The record is from RefSeq and is a predicted model, not a curated record. The coding region runs from base 1 to 1626 and encodes 541 amino acids. NCBI's taxonomy places the organism in Eukaryota, Viridiplantae, Chlorophyta, Mamiellophyceae, Mamiellales, Bathycoccaceae. The transcript has a single exon.
AUGACCAAGCGCGCGCGCACGAAUGUCAUAGAUGACAUUCCCAACGUUCCCAUCUGUUUGAAAUCUGCGCUCGAGCGAUGGGGCCUGAACGAAGUCGGGAGAGGCGUGAGCGAGCGAUUGAAGUGCAAACUCGUCCCGGUGUGUUACAACGCCAAUGACGAACGUAAAUGCAUCGAACGGGGCGUUCCGGCGCUAUGCGCGAGCGAGGAGUAUGCAUCAGACGUUUUCGCGGAGUUACGUGGACGAGAUGCGAUUGAGUGGGCGACGACAUCGGAUUGGAGUACGUUCGACGAGCGAGGGAAAGUCGCCAUGGUCGGCGGCUGGGGUGCGCCUGGGACGCACGUGCUGAGUAAUCGCGACAUGAUAAUUGUGAAGAGUUUCGGGGAGGUCUUACGCGGUGAGAAGCCUCUGAAUUUACAGAUGUUUCAUCGAGAGGACACGAGAGUGCCGGUGAUGGCGAGAAAGCUGCGUUGGCCCGCCGAGACUGAAUUUUUUGCCACGGAUGGCGGCCCGGAGGUUCCUGGGCGGCUACUCGACGAUGCGACGCGCGUGAGCGCGAAGGGAGCGAUGACGUGGUGGCACUUAGACGAUUGCGGUGAGUUUGUGUGUCAAGUGGGACUUCCGGAGACGCGGGAGCUGCAAGAGGGCGUCUUGCUUGGCCCAACCGGGAAGCCGGUGGUGAAGCUCUUCUUCUUUGCUGAGCGAAGAGAUUACGCUUGGAUCGCUCAGGACGCGGAGAUGAACAAGACAAUGCGGAAUUGCGCUUUAGGGAUAUUCGAUACGCCGAGUCAUUACUAUCCUACGGUAAGCGAGAUGGCGGCGCCAUCCACGGCGCCGCUCGACUUGGAGUCGCCGAAGAUGUUUGAAGGCACCAGGUGUGAGUCAGGAAUAGAUCCGUGCCCGGUCCUCUGGGUUGCCGCGCUCGAAGCCGGUGGUCCGCCUCUCCUAUCGCCACCAAACGUCAUUCACUGCGUGCUCACCGUGAGAGAUUGCGUGAUGUGCGAGGAGCGACGACUUUCACUCGCGUUCAUGGAUGAAGUGCUAUAUUUCCAGCGACGUGCAUCACGCUGGUGCGAGCCUCCGAUAUUUUAUACCUUCGUUCGAGAAGACUUGCGCGACGCCAAGAAAGCUAGGACAAAUGCGGUUCGUCCGCUCGCGGCGAUGUUGGAGCGUCUGAAACGGGAUGGCUCAUCGGCGGACGAUGCGUACCGGGUCUCGCGCUGUCUCAUGUCUCUGAAAAUUCUGGCGAAUCAUGCACCCGAGUUCUACGCUCUGGAUGCCGACGGCGUGUCCGAAGCUCGUCAUCACAUCGAUGCAAUGACAUCGUGGUUGAGUGAGGACGACGCGAGCGGUUUUCGCGCCAUGGUACGUACCGCGGCACAAAACGAUCCACGAGCCAUCGAGGACGCCGCGCUCGCAGAAGCUAUGGUUAACGAAACGCUCGGUCAGCACAAUCUCGGUGAUGGAAAGGUGUGCGCGGUAGUUCACGAGAAGGGUCGUCCGCGAUGGGGACCGGUCCGUACGUCCGCCUCACUCGUCGCGAAGGAUCGAAAAGAUAUGAAGAACGCCAUUCGCAGCGGGACGCUCGACGCAUUGCUCCUCGAGUAUCGCCACGAGGUUUUGUAG